AUGUCGGUCGGUCGUUACCUAGCCACGCGGCUACCGACUUUGAAGCCACCGAUGGAUCGAGUCGAGAAUCCCUUCUCGCUCUUAGCUACGCUCAGCUUGAAGCAAUGGAUGUUCUUCCUAUGCGCUUUCUUGGCAUGGACAUGGGACGCUUUCGACUUCUUCACCGUCAGCCUGACAGUGUCAGAUCUUGCCGUCACAUUCAACGAGACAACCAAGAACAUCACUUGGGGUAUCACGCUCGUGUUGAUGUUCAGGUCGGUGGGAGCAAUCAUCUUUGGCCUGGCGGCAGAUCGCUACGGGAGGAAGUGGCCUUUCGUAGUGAACAACCUUCUGUUCAUUGCGCUCGAGCUUGGUACAGGCUUUACGCGCACUUACCGACAAUUCCUUGCGUGUCGAGCCUUGUUCGGCAUUGCUAUGGGUGGUCUUUAUGGUAACGCUGCCUCCACCGCGUUGGAGGAUGUCCCGGAGAAGGCUCGUGGGAUUGUGUCCGGUAUGCUCCAGCAAGGCUACGCCUUCGGCUACCUUCUGGCGACAGCCUUUGCCCGUGGUCUGGUCAACACAACACCGCAUGGCUGGCGGCCACUCUUCUGGUUUGGAGCCUGCCCACCGAUACUCAUUAUUGCCUUCCGACUCUGCUUGCCGGAGACCGACACUUUCAUCGAGCGUCAGCGCGUCCGCGCCGCAGGCGACAAUGUUGGCAAGACCUUCCUCAACGAGGGCAAGGUGGCGCUCAAGCGGCACUGGCUUCUCUUGAUCUACCUAGUCUUGCUGAUGGCAGGCUUCAACUUCAUGAGCCAUGGUAGCCAGGAUCUUUAUCCCACCAUGCUCUCGAAUCAGUACAAUUUUGGUGCCAAUGCGGUCACCGUGACCCAGGUCGUGGCAAACUUAGGCGCCAUGACAGGCGGCACCAUCGUCGGCUACCUGUCGCAGAUGUUUGGACGCCGCUUUUCCAUCAUCUUUAUCUGCAUCGUCGGAGGCGCACUUCUCUACCCAUACAGUUUCGUGGGCAGUAAAAGUGUUAUCGCAGCCGCCUUUUUCGAACAAUUCUGCGUGCAAGGCGCUUGGGGCGUGAUCCCCAUCCACCUCAUGGAGCUGUCUCCGGGCAGUUUCAGGACCUUUGUCGUCGGCACCUCUUACCAGCUUGGCAACCUCGUCUCUUCGGCAAGCAGCACGAUUGAGGCUACAAUCGGCGAGCGGUUUCCAUUGCCACCAAAAAUUGCUGGUGGGAAGAAGAUUCUUCGCUACCGAUACGGUAUCGUCAUCGCGAUCUUCAUGGGCUGCGUGUACGCGUACGUGAUCGUCCUCACCAUUUUGGGACCAGAAUACAAGAAUCGCAAGUUCGACAUUGCGCAUGACGAUGACCUUCAGGAGGCCGCUGGUCACGAUGCAGUCGAGGCGGUAGCACACGGCUCGACAGGCCACCGACACGGCUCCGACGACGAGCAGUUCGAGAAGGCCUAG
Molecule: messenger RNA, 1461 nt
Organism: Baudoinia panamericana UAMH 10762
Lineage: Eukaryota; Fungi; Ascomycota; Dothideomycetes; Mycosphaerellales; Teratosphaeriaceae
Exons: 7
Coding region: 1-1461 (486 amino acids)
Biological process (GO): plasma membrane lactate transport
Cellular component (GO): plasma membrane
Molecular function (GO): secondary active monocarboxylate transmembrane transporter activity
Source: RefSeq, a predicted model, not a curated record